Molecule: messenger RNA, 2148 nt
Organism: Hyla sarda
Lineage: Eukaryota; Metazoa; Chordata; Amphibia; Anura; Hylidae
Gene: CAP2
Product: cyclase associated actin cytoskeleton regulatory protein 2
Exons: 13
Coding region: 261-1691 (476 amino acids)
Biological process (GO): cell morphogenesis; regulation of adenylate cyclase activity; cytoskeleton organization
Cellular component (GO): cytoplasm
Molecular function (GO): actin binding; adenylate cyclase binding
Source: RefSeq, a predicted model, not a curated record
GUCAUUCUUUUUAGUAUGUCCCUCCCCUCCGCCUUCCCUCGUCUGCAGCCUCCAGAACACUUGUCUUUAUUUGGAGCUCCCGGAAGCCCCAGCCACCUCUGUCGUUCAUGACUGACACACGGAGGGACUGAGCUGCAGCCUGUGUUUAUGUGUAUUCGCCUCCAUCCCCGCUGCUACAUCUGUCGUAUAACGGCUCCAUUGAUAAUACUGGGUUUUCAUCGGAUCUGUUCCACCCCAUCCUCAGAAAGCAGGUGUUCAAGAUGGCAGAGGUGCAUGGAUUAAUGGACAGGUUGGACAAAGCUGUGGUUCGACUUGAAGAACUCUUAUCAACGUCUUGCUUUUCAAAGUCAACGGGGAAUGAUGUUGUCAAUGGAAUAAAUGGAGGGGUUGCUCCAUAUGUUGAAGCGUUUGAUGCCCUGCUGGCUGGGUCAUUGGAACAGUAUGUGCAAAACAGCAAGAUUCUCGGUGGGGAUGUGCAAACUCAUGCUAUGCUAGUGGAAAAUGCAUUUAAAGCUGAAAGACUAUUUUUGGUUUAUGCUUCCCAGCACCAGCAGCCCCCAGAGGCUGCACUGGAAUCGCUCCUGAAACCCAUAUCAGAAAAGAUUCUAGAAAUACAAACAUUCCGAGAGAAAAACCGAGGAAGUGAAAUGUUCAACCACCUUUCAGCAAUAAGUGAAAGUAUUCCAGCACUUGGCUGGAUUGCAGUGACACCUGCUCCAGGUCCCUUUGUGAAGGAGAUGGCUGACGCUGCUGCGUUUUACACUAACAGAGUACUGAAGGACUACAAAAAUAGUGAUGUGCGUCAUGUUGACUGGGUAAAGUCAUACCUAAGUAUUUGGAAUGAUCUUCAAGCAUACAUUAAAGAGUAUCAUACUACAGGAACUUCAUGGAGUAGUUUGCUUACAAAAGAUGCCCCUCAGGAAAAGGAUUCCACAUCCGCACCAAGUCAUCCUCCACCACCUCCUCCACCUCCAGGACCUCCUCCCAGUAUUGAUAUGUUUAAUAGUAAAUCCAGAGAUGAUGUUUCUCAAGACCGAUCUGCAUUGUUUGCCCAGCUAAACCAAGGAGAAGUUAUUACAAAAGGGCUUAAACAUGUUUCCGAUGAUCAGAAGACUCAUAAGAACCCUAAACUACGUGGGCAAGCAGCACCAGUUCGGUCACCUACCAAAAGUCAAGCUUCAGACUCCAGCUCUAGAAAAUCUAAUCCACAGCAGUCGCACCCCCCUCUUCUAGAGCUGGAAGGAAAGAAAUGGAGAGUGGAGUUUCAGGAAGGAGUCAAUAAUUUAGUGAUUUCUGACACUGAGCUGAAACAAGUGGCUUACAUUUACAAGUGCAAGAAAAGCACCCUGCAAAUUAAAGGGAAAAUAAAUUCCAUAAUAAUAGACAACUGCACAAAACUUGGCCUGGUGUUUGACAAUGUUGUGGGUAUCGUGGAAGUUAUUAAUUCUAAAGAUGUUCAGAUACAGGUCAUAGGCAAAGUGCCAACCAUUUCCAUUAACAAGACAGAUGGCUGCCAUGUUUACCUGAGUGAAAGCUCAAUAGAUUGUGAGAUCGUAAGUGCCAAAUCAUCAGAGAUGAAUAUCCUCGUCCCACACAAUGGGGAUUAUAAAGAAUUUCCUGUUCCUGAACAGUUCAAGACAUCAUGGGAUGGCUCCAAGCUGGUCACUGAACCCGCAGAAAUGAUGGGCUAAUCUAAUACUGCAAUUGUGUCCAUGCUUCAGCCUCACCAGACAGAGACCGCUGACUGCGCUUGUGACACGUUACACGUACCCAUGGAGUAUGUGGGACAAAAAUGGCCUAAAAGUAUUCUAGUGGGCAUUUAUUUUGGCAUUGUAUUCUCAAACACACAAUUGUAACAAUAUAAUACUAAUAUUACACAUUACUGUAAGUUAGUCACAGGAGUGCUCAAUCCAUGAGGCAAAGUGAGGAAUUUCCCUCAUGCAGCAGCCUUCCCUAACUGAAGGGGGCAGCACUUUGGUAGAUAUACAAACCAUCACUGCACUGUACCCAUUUUAUUCCAGAGGAGGAUCUCACAGGAAUCGUGACAGCCCCAUCUUCAUAGCUGAAUUCCCCAAUAAUAACCUACAUAUCAUUAAAGUGAUUUAAAGGGGUUAUCCAGGAAAAAAACUUUUAUUUAUAUAUAUAUAU